CGUAUGUAAGCUCACUUACGUCAGUCCCAUGAUGGCUGAAGAUCCUGGAGGAACAAUUUUCAAUUUCUCUCCCACUUUUUUAUUUUUCUCUUUACCUCUGCUUGUCAUAGAGACAUGGCAGGAUACACAGCCCCGAUAAGCGGCCACAGACCCUUGUUACCGCCAUGCCCAAGAAAGGGAACCGAAAACGGCUGAAAUUUCGGGCCGGGGACGUUUGCUCGGAGUCAGUGACAGUUGCUGAUUUCGCCAACGCCGACCCAGCCGUUGUGAAGUCAGGGAGGGUAAAAAAGGCAGUUGCCAAUGCAAUUGAAAAAGAAGUGAAGAUGUUGUGUGGGCUAGAGGGGUCUCAGGGUUCACUACAGGAGGUGUUCUCGUCAGCAUCCACCCUCACCGGAGACACACUGGAGAGUAGCGACGACCUCGACCCCGGGGAGGAUGGAGAGAACGAGGCCAAACAGGCCCGCAAGAAGAAGAACAAGAGGAGGAAAGAGUGCAGUGAGUGCAGUGAUGGGGAGGACUACACAGUGGAUAUAUGGCUGGUGCUGGCUUCCUAUAUCCGUCCAGAGGAUGUGUGUACAUUUGCUCUGAUCUGCAGAAACGCCUGGACCGUCACCUGCACUGCUGCCUUCUGGACCAGACUAUACAGGAGACACUACAGUCUGGAUACUCACCUGCCGUUCCGUCUGCAGCCAGACUCCAUAGCCAGGAAGCGUUGUCUACGGGCUCGCGUGAUUCGCUCCCUCUUCCACCUGUAUGAGCCAUUCAGCUCACGUGUCUCCCUGAACCCUGCCCUCCCAGAGUCCACGCCCACCACGCUACUCAACUCCAAGUGUCUGCUGUUCUGGGUCAAUAAGGUUGUGGGUUCUCCACCUGAUCCGAUGUGGGAGUUCAACUUCAAGUUUGUGAAGCCGGUGGUGAGGUGUAAGGGUGGUAAUGCCACCCGGGGUCUGUUGUUGCCCCGUCAGUAUGAGGAUGUCCAUGCUAACCCAGACUCAGACUGCUACCUGCUGCAGGUCACCACCCUGAACUUCAUCUUUACCUCCAUCGUCAUGGGGAUGACCCUCGCCCUGUUCAACAUCAACGUGAGCACAGACAUGCGUCACCACCGAGUGCGCCUGGUAUUCCAGGACUCUCCCCCCCAGCGGGGGAGGAGGGGGGAGCAGGGGGGGACACAGGUGGUGCUGGAUCCUGUACACAGCGUGAGACUCAUGGACUGGUGGCAUCCGCAGUACCCUUCCUCCCCCUAUAUCUAAAACCCAUCUCUCAUCAUGUUAGAACCCUCUUACUAUCCCACAUGCCCCACACAUUACACCCCUUUAGUCCUAAACCCCUGACUGUACCGUCUGCCUGUACACCUACACCACCCAAUAUCCCCUUUACACCUAAACCCCUGACUGUACCGUCUGCCUGCACACCUACAACACCCAAUAUCCCCUUUACACCUAAACCCCUGACUGUACCGUCUGCCUGCACACCUACACCUACACCACCCAAUAUCCCUUUACUCCUAAACCCCUGACUGUACCGUCUGCCUGCACACCUACAACACCCAAUAUCCCUUUACACCUAAACCCCUGACUGUACCGUCUGCCUGUACACCUACACCACCCAAUAUCCCCUUUACACCUAAACCCCUGACUGUACCGUCUGCCUGUACACCUACAACACCCAAUAUCCCUUUACACCUAAACCCCUGACUGUACCGUCUGCCUGUACACCUACAACACCCAAUAUCCCCUUUACACCUAAACCCCUGACUGUACCGUCUGCCUGUACACCUACACCACCCAAUAUCCCCUUUACACCUAAACCCCUGACUGUACCGUCUGCCUGCACACCUACAACACCCAAUAUCCCUUUACACCUAAACCCCUGACUGUACCGUCUGCCUGCACACCUACAACACCCAAUAUCCCUUUACUCCUAAACCCCUGACUGUACCGUCUGCCUGUACACCUACAACACCCAAUAUCCCCUUUACACCUAAACCCCUGACUGUACCGUCUGCCUGUACACCUACACCUACAACACCCAAUAUCCCUUUACUCCUAAACCCCUGACUGUACCGUCUGCCUGUACACCUACACCUACAACACCCAAUAUCCCUUUACUCCUAAACCCCUGACUGUACCGUCUGCCUGUACACCUACAACACCCAAUAUCCCUUUACUCCUAAACCCCUGACUGUACCGUCUGCCUGUACACCUACAACACCCAAUAUCCCCUUUACACAAAAAACCAUCCUCAGUACCCUGUCUCCCUGUACAGCCAGAACCUUGCUUCAGCUCAGCCUUCUACAGCCCCAGACACAAAACACCAAAACACCCAGCUCUCCAGAGACCAACCCUCAAUACCUUCCAAUCCCCUCACAUUGCCUACCCAUACCCCCACCCUCCCUAAGUUUAUGUUGAACAGAUGCAGAGACAAUGUCAUUUCUUUUAAUAUUUCCUCCUUUCUGUAACUGCUAAAUCUUAGUUUAAGGCCAUUUUUAAACGGGGGACUUUUGAUUUUACAUUUUGGUUUGACUUUAAUUCUAGGGUCCCAAAUGCUGAUUUUCUGCUUGUGUAAUUGUAUUUUAAUUGAUACCUCUAAUCAUUGGUACUUUGUAAACCCCUACACCACCUCAGGAAGGAAGGGGAGAUCUGAAGGCUGUGAUGGGAGCAGCAUUUUAUAUCCUGCUUAUGUCUGUGUUAGAAUGUUUCUGAACACAAGGCCAGUCUUGUAUGUAAACAAUGAUCAGUAGAAGCAGGCCAAUCUUGCUUAAUUUCUAACGAGGGUGGUAUUUUAAGGAUCAACAUGUAAUACCCACAGGAGACUGGAUGGCAGCUCUGUUCUACUGUUCACUCGUCGUCCAAUGAAAAUGCAGUUAAGAACAUUAGUGUUUGAUUUUAGUUUGAAUAUAGAAGUUUGUUAUUGUGUGUAGUGGAAAGCAAAGCUUUUUGUUGAUGAUCAGACCUGAAGUUGCUUCAUUGUAAAUGAAUGUAUAGCUGGUUGACCUUGUGAGGGAAAUAUGUCUGUUUGCUGAGAGCCAACCAUCAUUUCAGUCCCCAUGUAAAGCCUGUGGAUGCUGUCUGUAUGUGCUUGUUUGGUCAACCUCCUGUACUGAAAUACAACUGGAAAGAACCCCCCCCCCCCA
Molecule: messenger RNA, 3136 nt
Organism: Salmo salar (Atlantic salmon)
Lineage: Eukaryota; Metazoa; Chordata; Actinopteri; Salmoniformes; Salmonidae
Product: transmembrane protein 183A
Biological process (GO): regulation of protein stability
Cellular component (GO): SCF ubiquitin ligase complex
Source: RefSeq, a predicted model, not a curated record